Molecule: messenger RNA, 2324 nt
Organism: Arvicanthis niloticus (Nile rat)
Lineage: Eukaryota; Metazoa; Chordata; Mammalia; Rodentia; Muridae
Product: inhibitor of nuclear factor kappa-B kinase subunit alpha-like
Biological process (GO): positive regulation of transcription by RNA polymerase II; peptidyl-serine phosphorylation; tumor necrosis factor-mediated signaling pathway
Cellular component (GO): IkappaB kinase complex; cytoplasm
Molecular function (GO): ATP binding; IkappaB kinase activity
Source: RefSeq, a predicted model, not a curated record
CGCGAGACGAAGGACUCACAAACCUGGCGGCCCGGAACCGGCCUUGGACCGGUGGCAGUGCCUGAGGCGGCUGGCGCUCCCGCUCCAUGGAGCGGCCCCCGGGGCUGCGGCCAGGCGCCGGCGGCCCCUGGGAGAUGCGGGAGCGGCUUGGAACCGGCGGCUUUGGGAACGUCAGUCUGUACCAGCACCGGGAACUUGAUCUCAAAAUAGCAAUUAAGUCUUGUCGCUUAGAGCUAAGUACCAAAAACAGAGAGCGAUGGUGCCAUGAAAUCCAGAUCAUGAAAAAGUUGAACCAUGCAAAUGUUGUAAAGGCCUGUGAUGUUCCUGAGGAAUUGAAUUUUUUAAUUAAUGAUGUGCCUCUUCUAGCAAUGGAGUACUGUUCUGGUGGGGACCUCCGGAAGCUACUCAACAAACCAGAAAAUUGUUGUGGACUUAAAGAAAGCCAGAUACUUUCUUUACUGAGUGACAUAGGAUCUGGGAUUCGAUAUUUGCAUGAAAACAAAAUUAUACAUCGAGAUCUAAAACCUGAAAAUAUAGUUCUUCAAGAUGUUGGUGGGAAGAUAAUACAUAAAAUAAUUGAUUUGGGUUAUGCCAAAGAUGUUGAUCAAGGAAGUCUCUGUACAUCUUUUGUGGGAACAUUACAGUAUUUGGCCCCAGAGCUCUUUGAAAAUAAGCCAUACACAGCCACUGUGGAUUAUUGGAGCUUUGGGACUAGGGUGUUUGAAUGUAUUGCUGGAUAUAGGCCUUUUUUGCAUCAUCUACAGCCAUUUACCUGGCAUGAGAAGAUUAAGAAGAAAGAUCCAAAGUGUAUAUUUGCAUGUGAAGAGAUGACCGGAGAAGUUCGGUUUAGUAGCCACUUACCUCAGCCAAACAGCCUCUGUAGUUUAAUAGUAGAGCCAAUGGAAAGCUGGCUACAGUUGAUGCUGAAUUGGGACCCACAGCAGAGAGGGGGACCUAUUGAUGUUACUUUGAAGCAGCCAAGAUGUUUUGUAUUAAUGGAUCACAUUCUCAAUUUAAAGAUAGUACACAUCCUAAAUAUGACUUCUGCAAAAAUCAUUUCUUUUCUGUUACCAUGUGAUGAAAGUCUUCAUUCACUACAGUCUCGAAUUGAGCGUGAAACAGGAAUAAAUACUGGUUCUCAAGAACUUCUGUCAGAGACAGGAAUUUCUCUGGAUCCUCGGAAACCAGCCUCUCAGUGUGUUCUAGAUGGAGUUAGAGGCUGUGAUAGCUACAUGGUUUAUUUGUUUGAUAAAAGUAAGACUGUAUAUGAAGGACCAUUUGCAUCCAGAAGUUUAUCUGAUUGUGUAAAUUAUAUUGUACAAGACAGCAAGAUACAGCUACCGAUUAUACAGCUGCGCAAAGUGUGGGCUGAAGCAGUGCACUAUGUAUCUGGGCUGAAAGAAGACUACAGCAGGCUCUUUCAAGGACAAAGAGCAGCAAUGUUAAGUCUUCUUAGAUAUAAUGCUAACUUGACAAAAAUGAAGAAUACUUUGAUCUCAGCAUCACAGCAACUCAAAGCUAAAUUGGAGUUUUUUCGCAAAAGCAUUCAGCUUGACUUGGAGAGAUACAGUGAGCAGAUGACUUAUGGGAUAUCUUCAGAAAAAAUGCUGAAAGCAUGGAAAGAAAUGGAAGAAAAGGCUAUUCACUAUUCUGAGGUUGGUGUCAUUGGAUACCUUGAGGAUCAAAUUAUGUCUCUGCACACUGAAAUCAUGGAGCUGCAGAAGAGCCCCUAUGGAAGACGCCAGGGAGACUUGAUGGAAUCUCUGGAACAGCGUGCCAUUGAUCUCUAUAAGCAGCUAAAGCACAGACCUACUGAUCACUCAUACAGUGACAGCACAGAGAUGGUGAAGAUCAUUGUGCACACCGUGCAGAGUCAGGACCGUGUUCUCAAGGAGCUGUUUGGUCACCUGAGCAAGUUGUUGGGCUGCAAGCAGAAGAUUAUUGAUCUACUCCCCAAGGUGGAAGUUGCCCUCAGUAACAUCAAAGAAGCUGACAAUACUGUCAUGUUUAUGCAGGGAAAGAGGCAGAAAGAAAUUUGGCACCUCCUUAAAAUUGCCUGUACACAGAGUUCUGCCCGCUCUCUUGUAGGAUCCAGUCUAGAAGGCACAGUAACCCCUCCAGUAUCAACAUGGCUACCCCCCACAUUAGCAGACCGUGAACAUCCUCUGACAUGUGUGGUAACUCCUCAAGAUGGUGGGUUUACUUUUGUAACAAUAGGCAGUUGUGUUUUAGGGAAAGGGCAGGACAGGGCAGCAAGCAUGGUAGUUAACAGUGCCUUCAGACCAGGGCUCAGUUCUGACUAUCUCUUUAAUAGUGCUGAGUAA